AAUUACCCCAUUUGGUGGAGUUUGAAAUUUUGGACUCGUUAAGUUGUGUCCUGUAUUGACGCGGCGGCCUGCUGAAAAGUUUUGCGACAUGAGCUGGGCAGUAGAGGAGUGGAAGGAUGGUCUUCCAGCGAAAGCCCUGCAGAAGAUCCUGGAGAUAGAGGGCCAGCUAGACAAACUGAAGAAGGAGAGGACUCAAAAACAGUUUCAGCUGGACUCACUGGAAGCUGCCCUGCAAAAACAGAAGCAAAAGGUGGACAGUGAGCGAAGCGAUGCGUCUCAUCUUAAAAGAGAGAACCAGACUCUGCUGGAGUCAUGUGACUCUUUGGAGAAGUCCCGCCAGAAAGUUGUCCAUGACCUGGGGAUCAAGGAGCAGCAGGUUAGCUACCUGGAUGGCCAGCUCAGCGCCUCCAAGAGAACCAUAGAGCGACUGGAACAGGAGCUCAAAAAGUACAAGAAUGAGUCGGAUCGUUCCUCCUCCUCCUCGUCUUCGCUGUCGUCGUCAUCGUGCUCUGAGCUGCAGGCCUAUGCUACUCCUUUGAAGAGCUUUCCUGCACCAAGCGCCACACCAGGACACAGACAGCAAGACAACAGGCUGGAGGAGCUCCAGGGGAAAUACAGCCAGGAGGUGGACGAGAGGAAGAGGCUGGAAACUGAACUCAAAGUGCUGCAGGUUAAGAUGUUGAAUCAGUCCUCAACCACCGUCAGUCACAAAGAUAUAGCUGCCCGUCAGCAGGCCGGCUCCUCCAUAUUCCCAUGGCAGAAGUCGGACCAACCCCAGAGCCGGCCGUCCCAGGUUCCUUUGGAUACGCCCAUAAAGAGAUGCGGCGGGGGCGGUUCUUCCCUUUGGGAUGCACACGAUGAGACGCCAAUCAAACCCAGCCAGCGAAUGAGCUCAUCCGCUGUGGCACAGAGUCCGGCUGGUUCCUCCGACCAGAUGAAGCAGCUGAAGGCUCUAAACCAAGAACUGCGUGGCUGCAUGUCCGAGCUGGAGAGGAAUCUAGCCUCCCAGGAAAAGGAGAUUCGUGGUCAGAGCUCCCGGCUCCAGGAGCUGCAGAUCCAACUGGACCAGAGCCGCAGAGAGCUGGUGGAUCGGGACCGGGAUCUGGCUAAGACCCGCCAUGAGCUCACCCAGGCUUCAGCCAAACACCAGCAGUCCGAGGACAAGUGUUCGUCUCUGGAGCUGAAGCUCAAGCAGGUCACGGAGGAGAUGGGUUGCCAGAGGCACAAUGCUGAGACCUGCAAACGUGCCCUGGAGCAAAAGAUCAAGGACCAGGAAAGGACCAAUCAGAAGGAGCUAGCACAACUGCAGAGUUCCCAGCAUGCAUUGGAACAGACACUGAACCAGACCAAAUCCAAGCUGACCCAGGAGAUCCAACAGGCCAAGAAGGACCACAACAUGCUAGAGGCUGAAAUGGAGAAGGUGGGCCACCAGAAGAGUCAGAUGCAGCGGGACGUGGAGGAGCACAGGCAGAAGCUGCUGAGGUCCGAACAAGGUCUCCAGACCAGCCAGAGCAAGGAGCAGGACCUCCGCAAGAAGAUGGAGGAGCUGCUCAAGGAGAAGAACAGCGUGUCAGUCCAGCUGGACCAGGGCAGCAGGCGGCUGUCUCAGCUGGAGGAGGAGAAGAAGAGCUCGGAGCAGAGCUUCAAGCGCACCCAAGGCCUGCUGGACGACAUGAAGGCUAAAUGGGAGGCGCAGACUGAGGAGGUGAAGGGGCUGAAAUGUAAGCUGGAGCAGCAGACUCAGUCCUCCAGCAAGGAGCUGGACAACCUGAGGAAGGCUCUCUCAGAUGCUGAGGCCAAAACCAACAGCUCUCAGAGCGAGCUCCAGAAACAGAAGAGGGAGACGGAGCAGCUGAGCGACCGGCUGGCCGUCCUGGAGAAAGAGGGCCAGGCGCUGGGCGCCAGCCUGGCCUCCAGCCAGCGGGAGUGCACCGAGCAGCGGCUGGAGCACCAGGCUCUGCUGGCCUGGAAGGCCGAGAAGGAGGCCCUGAUCGAUCAGACGGAGGCUGUGCAGGGUGUUCUCCGUGAGAACAUCAGCAGACUGGAGAGCGCCAUCUCCCAGCUGAACAAGGACCACGACGAGCUGAAGGGCCAGCUGAACGGGGUGGAGGCUCAGCGCGCCGGCCUGUCGGCCCAGAUCGACUCCCUGAAGGGGGAGCUCCUCAACAAGAGCACCGAGCUGGAGGUGAGGGAGCGGCAGUACGAGGACGCCCAGGCCCAGCUCUCUGAAGCAGGACAGAAACACGCCAAAGACCUGGACAACAUCGGUGUCCAGGUAGCACUGCUCCAGGAACAGGUGGGGGCGCUGGAGGCGCGGCUGCAGCAGGAGGCCGGCCGGGCCGACCGGGCGGAGGUGUCCCGUGCCCAGCUCCAGGAGCAGCACCAGACCACCUGCGACCUGCUCCUGUCCAAGGAGCAGAUGCUGGAGCUGGGCCAGGCCGAGACCAGCCAGCUGCGAGACAGCCUGGCCCUGGCCAGCGAGCAGCAGGACGCCCAGAACCACAGGUUAAUGGAGGAGAAGUUGUCCAUGCAGAGUCAGUGUGAGGAGACCGUCGCGGAGAAGGCCGAGGAGGCUGAACAGGCUAAACUGGAGCUGAUCAAGAUCCAACAGGACCUGAUGCUCUCUGAGGAUAAGAUCUCGUCUCUGCAAUCUGCCUUGAAGAUCCAGAAGAGCCUUGGAGCCGGCCUUCAGGGUCAGAUCGACACUCUGUCGGCCGCGGAGGAGGAGCAGAAGCAGGCCCUGAACGCAACGUCAGAAGCUCUCAAUCAGACCAGGCAGGAGGUCAAAGCCCUGCAGAGCCAAGCAGAAGACAAGGAGAAACUGCUCCUAGACGCCGAGCAUAAGAUCACAGCGCUGGAGGAACAAACUGCUGCUUUGGAAACCAAGGCUGUGGAAUUGAAGGCAGAAGCAGAGAACCUACAGCACACUCACACAGAGGAGGGAGACGGGCUGCGGGCUCAGCUGACUGCCCUGUCGGAGGAGGUGACCAGAAGCAAAGCGCUGGCGGAGCAGCUGCCCGCGUUGAAGGCCGAGCUAGAGGCGGCCAAAAAGUCCUGCGGCUCUCUGCAGAAUGCUCUGGAGGCCGCGCAGGAGAGCCACGCGCCCUGCGCCGACAACGCCGCCGGGCUGGAAAGGAGCCUGGCCAAGACCGCCGGCCUCCUCGGGCCCCUGGAGACCCAGGUCCGGGAGCUCUCCGAGGGGAGGGCCCGGCAGGAGGAGAGCCACGUGCGGGAGAUGGAGGGCUUCCUCCACAAACAGAAGGCCCUCAAGGAGCAGCUGGCGGCGUCCAGGGAGGCGGAGCGAGCGGCGACGGAGGAGCUGGCGGCUCGCCGGGAGCAGGUGGCCAACAUGAAGCGCAGCCUGUCGGCGGCGUCCGCCGGGCUCCAGGAGCAAGACGGCGCCGUCAAGGGCCUCAAGGAGAGGCUGAACCGCGCCGAGGCGGCACACACCAAAGCCUCGGACUCGCUGAAGGAGAAGACGGUCGCCAUGGAUAAAAUCAAGGUGCUGAUGGAGAUGCUGCAGAUGGACCUGGAGGACACAGAGACGGCCAGGACCUCCUUCGACGGUCAGGUGGAGGAGCUGAAAGGAACCAUAGCUCUGCUGGAGAGACAGAAGACUGACCUGGAAGUCAGGCUGGAGGAUAGUCAAGCUCAGGUGUCUGUGCUGGAGACCCGUCUGGAAGAAGUACAGUCCAGCAACGCCACGCUGGAGAGCCAGUACGAGACGGCCCAGGAGCAUCUACUGGAGUGGAGCAACCGCGGCCCUCACACAGAGGAGGGCGUGUCCGACCUAUUGAGCGAUUGCUAUCAGCAAUUAGAGAAAUCCGAGAUCUUGUCCAAAAUAGUUAACAAAGAGAAAGAAAUGCUGGUUGAGGAUGUCAGUGUUUUAGAAGCACGAAACGAGAAGCUGUUGACCAACUCCUCUAUCCUUGAGAGCAGGUUUCAACCAAUGUUAAGAUCGAACCGGGUGGCUCAUUCUUUUUUCAAUCAAGAGUAUGGCAAGCUACAUGUUGCCUAUGAGCAGAUGGUGGAAGAGACGGCCAGGCUGGAAGCUGAAAUUCACGGGCUCCACGAGGAGAGGAAAAUCUCAGACAGGCGUGCCACUGAAGAUAAUUUUGAAAUGUUUAUCAAACUUCAAUAUUUGACCAAAGCAAAGGUUUUGGCAGAAGCUAAAGUGCAUCAGUUAAUUGAAGAAAAGGCAGAAGCGAAACUGACUGAGGACGAGGCAGAGAUUCCGGACCUGAACAAGGUAUCUGAUGAGAACAACGAGUUGGAGACCAGCUUGAACCGACUGGCAGAAGAGCGGCUUCAGUUGGAGAGCGCCAUAAGACUGCUGACCGGGGACAAAGUCCAACGGCAAACCAGUCUCGACCUUCUUGCCGAGGAGAAACGCCAAUUACACGCUAGCAUGGAUCCUGCGCAGCUAAUGGCCCCUGCAAACGAUGAGUCUCGGCAGCACUGGGACGCUGUCCGGCGCUUGGCGGAGAGGAUCCAGGAGACCAAGAAGAAAAGUGAUUGUCGCGACUUUAGAGGCAGGCAGUUUGAGUCUGAACGAGAGCUGCACGAGAAGAAAUCUGGGCUGCAGAAGGAACUGGUGCUGUUCAAAGAGCAGUUUGAUGCUCUGCUGGAGAAGGCGAACCAGCAUUACAGGGUCAUCCAGCAGCUCUCUGAGACCCAGGGGAGUCCCGGCUGCAUGGACACAGCCUCUCCAUCGCACGGUGACCAGCAGGUGGUUGGACACAUUCAACCUGCUUCUUGCCAGCCUGAUGAAAUGGAGUCCAGUAUGGAAGUACCUGCAGAGCGGCACUCCACCAUGGCUGCUCCGGAUGCAGACCAGGAUGAACCGCCAAACCGUCCUGUCGACACCGCCAGGAGGUCGUUCCACGAUGAGCAGCCGUGCCGUGGGGUGGCGGAGGCCCGCUGCCCCGCCGCUGAGGCCACAGCGUGUGGAGGGGACCUGGCCCGGGGGCAGCAGAGCCCUGGGCCGGCCGAGGAGGAAGAGAUGGAGCCCUGCUCCACGCCGCCGAACAUGAACCUUGUCCAGUUAAUGUCGCUUCACGUGCAGGUGCUGAUGGAGAUGCUGCAGAUGGACCUGGAGGACACGGAGAUGGCCAGGACCUCCUUCGACGGUCAGGUGGAGGAGCUGAAAGGAACCAUAGCUCUGCUGGAGAGACAGAAGACUGACCUGGAAGUCAGGCUGGAGGAUAGUCAAGCUCAGGUGUCUGUGCUGGAGACCCGUCUGAAGGAAGUACAGUCCAGCAACGCCACGCUGGAGAGCCAGUACGAGACGGCCCAGGAGCAUCUACUGGAGUGGAGCAACCGCGGCCCUCACACGGAGGAGGGCGUGUCCGACCUAUUGAGCGAUUGCUAUCAGCAAUUAGAGAAAUACGAGAUCUUGUCCAAAAUAGUUAACAAAGAGAAAGAAAUGCUGGUUGAGGAUGUCAGUGUUUUAGAAGCACGAAACGAGAAGCUGUUGACCAACUGCUCUCUCCUUGAGAGCAGGUUUCUACCAGUGUUAAGAUCGUACCAGGCGGCUCGUUCUUCUUUCAACCAGGUCAAUCAAGAGUUUGGCCAGCUACAUGUUGCCUAUGAGCAGAUGGUGGAAGAGACGGCCAGGCUGGAAGCUGAAAUUCACUGGCUCCACGAGGAGAGGAAAAUCUCAGACGGGCUUGUGAUUCAGGCUGACUCGUCAAAAGAAGCCUUUGUGGGUUAUUUCCUCAAAUUUGUAGAGAUAACCGCAAAAAAUGUUAAAAUGAAACAAAGAAUUCAACGUGCCACUGAAGAAAAUAUUGAAAUGGCUGCCAAACUUCAACAUUUGACCGAAGAAAGGGUUUGGGCAGAAGCUAAACUGCAUCAGUUAAUUGAAGAAAAGGCAGAAGCGAAACUGAAUGAGGACGAGGCACAGAUUCCGGAGCUGACCAAGGUAUCUGAUCAGAACAAGGAGUUGGAGACCAGCUUGAAACGACUGGCAGAAGAGCGGCUUCAGUUGGAGAGCGCCAUAAGACUGCUGACCGGGGACAAUGUCCAACGGCAAACCAGUCUCGACCUUCUUACCGAGGAGAAACGCCAAUUACACGCUAGCAUGGAUCCUGCGCAGCUAAUGAACCCUGCAAACGAAGAGUCUCGGCAGCACUGGGACGCUGUCCGGCGCUUGGCGGAGAGGAACCAGGAGAUCAUGAAGUUAAUUGAUAGUCGCGACUUUAGAGGCAGGCAGUUUGAGCCUGAACGAGAGCUGCACGAGAAGACAUCUGGGCUGCAGAAGGAACUGGUGCUGUUCAAAGAGCAGUAUGCUGCUCUGCUGGAGAAGGUGGACCAGCAGCACAGGGUCAUCCAGCAGCUCUCUGAGACCCAGGGGAGUCCCGGCUGCAUGGACACAGCCUCUCCAUCGCACGGUGACCAGCAGGUGGUUGGACACAUUCAACCUGCUUCUUGCCAGCCUGAUGAAAUGGAGUCCAGUAUGGAAGCACCUGCAGAGCGGCACUCCACCAUGGCUGCUCCGGAUGCAGACCAGGAUGAACCGCCAAACCGGCCUGUCGACACCGCCAGGAGGUCGUUCCACCACGAGCAGCCGUGCCGUGGGGUGGCUGAGGCCCGCUGCCCCGCCGCUGAGGAUGAAGGCCCCAAGAUGAACCUCCCCGAACCACACCAGCUUCAAGCUGAUCUGGACCAGAGCCGGGACAAGAUGAGGCUCCUGGAAGAGGAACUCCAGAGCCUCCGCUCCGAGGUCCUCCUGCUGACCUCUGACCUCUCGCUGAGGAAGGAGCUGUCCUCCGAGCUGCAGGGCAAAGUGGACCAGCUGGAGCUGAUGCUCCGGGCGUCCGAGGUCCAGGGCGGCGGCACCGCCGGGAAGCUCACCCUCACCCUUCAAGAGAGCCGAGGCUUUGAGAAGCAGGUGUUCCAGCUGUCGGAGGAGAGGGACGCGUUAACGCUGCAACUGCAGACCGCCAAAGAACAACUGGUGGAUAUCAUGCAGAUGAUGGAGGGUAUGGAGAUGGCCAAAGGUGGCUGGGACGAGAAGUUCCUCCAGCAGGAGAGUGAGCUGAGGAGGGUGCGCUCUGAGAAGGCCAACCUGGAGCAGCACAUCCUGGGCAUGGAGAGCGAGCUGGAGGCCCUGCAGGAGCACCGCGGCACCCUGGAGAGAGUCCUGGAGACCCAGCGGAGGGCCUGCUCCGGCCUCGAGCUGCAGGUCGACACGCUCAGGACAGAGAGCACCCAGCUGAGGGCGGAGCUGGUGUCCUGCACCGAGGAGAGGGACGAGGCGAGCCGGGCCGUCGGCCGCUGGAGGCAGGAGGUCCACAGCCUGGAGAAGACCAACGUCGACACCAGACAGCUCAUCUCCAUCCUGGAGGAGGACAUCAGGGUGGGCCGGAGGGAGUACGAAGCCCUGCAGAGCAACGCGGAGAGACUGGACGGCGAGAAGCAACAGUUGCGCGGGCAGGUGGGGGCGUUGGAGCAGGAGCUCUGUGAGCACCGGGGCCAGAGGGAGGAGCUCCUGAGCCAGCUCGACCGGGUCACUGAGGACCAGAACUCGGCCUGCCAUAACUCUGAGUCCAUGGCCUCCAAGAUACAGGCUCUGGAGGCAGAUCUGAGUCGUAUGACCCAGUCCCUGGAGUCCUCCCUGCUGGAGAAGGGCGAGAUAGCGUCCCGCCUCAACUCCACCCAGGGCGAGGUCCAGAACAUGAGGAGCGGCAUCGAGAAGCUCCAGGUCCGCAUCGAGUCGGACGAGAGGAAGAAGAAGAAGAUCGGAGAGCUGCUGAAAGAUGCCCAGAGGAAGUCUGACUCGCUGCAGGAUCGCAUCGAUGCCCUGGAGAGGGAGAAGGAAGGCACGGAGCAGAGUCUGGAAGAGGCUGUGAUCCAGGCGGAGAUCGCUAAAGCUGAGAUCGAGGAACUCGAGGACGAGAGGAAAAAGGUGGAGGAGGAGAAGAGCUCCCUGGGCGAGAAGCUGUCGGCUCUGGCGGCGGAGCUGGACCACCUCAGGCAGGAAAAGGAGGCCAUGGAGGGGGAGCUGGAGGCCAAAAGCAGGGUCAUAGAGGAGCUGAGGGCGGCCAAGGAGGAGCUGGAGCGGGGCAUGGAGAGGGCCGAGACGGGGAGGAGAGAGGAGCAGGAGAGACAGAGGUCCGUGGUGGAGGGGAUGGAGCGCGAGGCGGAGUCAGAGCGGGCGGAGGCCCUGGAGAAGUGGUCCAGGGAGAGGCAGGCGCUUGAAGCCAGCGUGAGCAAGCUGGAGGAGGAGCUCAGGGGUCUCCACAGCGGUUUGGCGGAGGCCGAGGCGGAGUGGGCGAGGAGGGAACAGGAGAGCGACAGCAGGGGGUCUGAAGAGAGGGAUGCCCUGAGGGGCACCAUCUCCUCUCUGGAGGGGGAGGCGUCGGUGCUCGCUGAGGAGAACCAGAGAGCGUCCGCGAAGCUGUCCUCCCUGGAGGAGGAGAAGGAGAAGCUCAUCUCCAGCCUCGCCUCGCUGGAGAACGAAAAGGAGAGCGCGAACGCCGCCCUUGCUCUGUCGCAGACAGAGAAGUCCCGACUAGAGGAGGAGAAAGAAGCCCUGCGCUCGAGCCUUUCCUCCCUGGAGGCCGAGCGGGACAGACUCACCGGUGAACAGCAGGAUCUCCAGGCUACCCUCUCCUCCCUGGAGGCAGAGCUGGAGACAUGCAGGCAGUCCUUGUCUCAGGCCACUCAGCAGGUGUCGGAGCUGAGCGGGCAGGUCGGCGCCCUCGCCAAGGGGAGGGACUCUGCCCUCAGCAAGAUGAACCUGUGGAUGAAGACCUGCCAACAGUUGCAGCAGGAGAAGGAGACGCUGGAGCAGAGCUCUGGCGCUGGCAGCAGCACCGAGGCGUCUGCCCACGGAGAGGAGGCCAGACUCCUGGCGGAGCAGCGGCAGGCGGCGGUGACGGCGGAGCUGGAGACCACCAGGAAGGAGCUGGAGGCCGUGACGGCGGAGCUGGAGACCACCAGGAAGGAGCUGGAGGAGGUGACGGCGGAGCUGGAGGAGCGCAGCAGGGAGGCGGACGAGAGCCUGGACAAGUACUGCAGCCUGAUGGUGCAGGUCCACAAGCUGGAGGAGGCCAACGAGACGCUGAGCGCCCGCCUGCAGCGCGGCACCACCCCCGCCCCCGCCACGGCCACCCCCGCCCCCGCCGCCGCCACCACCCCCACUCCCACCAAGAGGCUGUCCAGGAGGCUCUCCAAGCGGCAGGAAGUCGCCCCGGAGGUCGACGCGAAGAACCCCACCCCUUCCCCGGUGCUCCCAGGGAGCACGGCCCGCGCCCUGUCGCUGGGCAAGCGCCUCCACCUGGCCAACAGAGACGCGGCGGCGCACACCCCCGCCAAGGCCCAGGAGGCCCUGUACAACCUGACCAAGAGGAUCAAGGCCGGCGUCGCCACGCCCCAACCAGGAGGCCCCCAGGACGAGGAGUUCAGGCCCGAGGGGCUGCCCGAGCUGGUGCAGAGAGGCUUUGCUGAUAUCCCAAUGGGCGAGGCCAGCCCCUUCAUCAUGAGGAGGACCACCGCCAAGCGCCGCAGCUCUCGGCUCUCCUCCAGACGCACCCCCGCGGCUGCAGACCGCACCGUGACACAGUCCCCGCUGGCCGACGGCAAGGUAUCGGGGCACCUCUCCCUGACGAGUCCGGCCGUUGCCGCGGUGACCCCCGCGGGCAGCCCAGCGGGCCGGGCGGGGCGCCGGUCGCUGAGCCUGCAGAAGACCCCGGAGCAGCGGGAGAAGCGUCGGGAGGCGCUGAGGGAACAGGCACAGCAAGGGGAGAACUGCCAAGUGCAGUAGGCGCUCCCGCUCCACCAGCUCACUCUUUCCUCUCUGCCCUCUGAUAAUCGUGUGUGUGUGUGUGUGUGUGUGUGUGUGUGUGUGUGUGUGUGUGUGUGUGUGUGUGUGUGUGUGUGUGUGUGUGUGUUCACGGCCUGUUGGUGAUGGUUGAAGCCCUAUUCGGGUUUUGAGUGUAAAGAGUCCUGAUUGGGUAUCCUUUGAAUGUAAAGAGUCCUGAUUGGGUAUCCUUUGAAUGUAAAGAGUCCUGAUUGGGUACCUGUACCUGGACGUGUGUCAUCGGCUGUGGCUCAAAGCUGCGCUCCCAUUCAGUUCUUGGAGUUGCUGCCAGACGCUUAUUCGUGCCGUCUGUGAAGGCACGUCUGUCUGUAAAUCCGCUGAUCCUCCAGCAUUGUAUAUCGAAAUAUCAGUAAAUGCCUAUUUACGCCAACCACCCGUUUACUAAUGCCAGCUAGCUUUUAAUCACUUUUACUGGAAUACAUUUUAUAUCAUUUUAGUCUUUUUGUUUUUUCCUCCCGAUCAGAAAGUGGUUGUCAUGCAGUCAUUUUUAAAUUUAAUUUUCUCCUUUUUACUUUGUUCCUCUGCUCUUCAGAGUUUGUUAGUUGUGUAUCUAUAUCUAUUAGUUUAUCUUUCUAUUAGUUUGUGGAGUCAUGCAUUGGCCCUGGCUUAUUCCAAAACUGCUUUUUCUAACUAAAUUUUGUACCUGA
This is a messenger RNA of Gadus morhua (Atlantic cod), 10473 nucleotides long. RefSeq names its product centromere protein F (gene cenpf). Gene Ontology annotation, biological process: metaphase chromosome alignment; mitotic cell cycle; regulation of G2/M transition of mitotic cell cycle. Gene Ontology annotation, cellular component: nucleus; chromosome, centromeric region; spindle pole. Gene Ontology annotation, molecular function: transcription factor binding; protein homodimerization activity; microtubule binding. NCBI's taxonomy places the organism in Eukaryota, Metazoa, Chordata, Actinopteri, Gadiformes, Gadidae. The transcript has 42 exons. The coding region runs from base 89 to 9769 and encodes 3226 amino acids. The record is from RefSeq and is a predicted model, not a curated record.